Molecule: messenger RNA, 2025 nt
Organism: Pseudozyma flocculosa PF-1
Lineage: Eukaryota; Fungi; Basidiomycota; Ustilaginomycetes; Ustilaginales; Ustilaginaceae
Exons: 1
Coding region: 1-2025 (674 amino acids)
Source: RefSeq, a predicted model, not a curated record
AUGGGCGUGUCGAGCACCGCGCGCCUCCCCAACCUCUCGGCCCAAUCCAUCCCCGCCCUCUUUACCCACAUCCAGACGGCCUCGGGCGCACGCGUCGUCACCCGCUGGACCAUCACCAUCAGAUCCUUUCGCGCAGUACCCGUCCCCGCCAGCGCCUACCCUCGCGACGACGACGACGCCAGUGGCACCAGCAGCACCGCCAACCACGCAUCCGCCGCCGCCGCCAAUGCCUCCUCGUCCUCCUCCUCCGCCUCGCCAGCGGCCGCGGCAAACGACGGCGGCCCUACCCCCAUCACAAAACCCAGGACCAUGUGGCACAUCUGGAUCUCCGACUACCCCGGCCUCGUCUUUGUCCUGAUCGAAGACAGCGGAAAGCUGAGCAGGGCAAAGGUGUGGAGGGAGUGGGAAGUCAGGAAAAAGGCAUGGCGCAAGGAUCGCAGGCAGCACCUCCGCCAAGAGUCCACAAGGCGCGCACAACAGGCCCAGCACGCACACGACGACGCCAGCGCAGCAACGGGAGCAGCAGCCACGCAUCAGGGGCCCAGUAUCAACGACGCCGACAGCGCAGCGCCCGCAGAUACCCAGCCGCAACCGCAAUCAGCUUCCCAGUCCGACCCUGCCGCGGCGCAAUCCACCGCUUCAGCCGCUGCACCGACACCGGACGCCUCUUCCGCACCCGCAUCGCAGUCUCAGAGCGUUGCGGUCAGUAUCACCAGCCCCGAUCAGGGCCAGCCUGUCGCUGCUGCUGCUGCUGCCACCGCAGACGACGACGUGGUCAUGGUCGACGCCGCCAGCUCGGCACAAGGCCGCGCCGGCCUCGGCAGCCACACGUCGAGCCCCAAACCGCCGUUCCGCCUGCCCUCGCACACCCGCCUCACGCUCUCGGUGCUCUCGGCCUCGCUGCCGGCGCUCCUCUCCAAGCUCAACCUGCCGCCACCCCACGGCGCACCCGUAGGCACCGCCGGGCCUGGAGCCUGGGUCCCGCGAGGCGCAGCAGUGAGCAUCGAAGGGCUUGUCCUCGACAUCGGCCACAUGCCCGCCGCUGCCGCCGGUCCGAUCGGCGGUCCCGCUGAUUCCUCGGUCAUGCAGAGCAGCAACUGGCGCGUGCGCGUCGGCGGCGUCGUGGGCGGAGGAGGUCGGAGCGCGGGCGCCGUCAUCGAGGCCGAGUUUCUUCCGCUCGAGUCCGGCACGCCCGGGACUGGCAUGCUCACCGACUUUCUCCAGGCCCUCCUGCCGCCCAACAUCGGCAUGCUGACGACGUCGACGAUCGGAGGGACCGGCCAGGGCGGCGCCAGCAUGUCUACGGCCGGCGGCGGUGGCGUCCAUGCGCGCGGUGGUCUCGCGGCGUCGGGAGGCAUGCCGGGCUACGGCAGUCGAUCCGCCAUGGGCGCCGGCAUGGCCCCUUUGCCAUUUCCCGGGUCCAACGUGGGUAUGAUGGGCGGCGGCGGCGUCAAUCCGGCCCGGCCGUCCGCGGCCAGCGCAUCGCAGAGCGGCUCGGUGACGGUACCCGUCAUUUCGGACCAGCUGUGGGAGGAGGUGGUACCACGCAGCGGGGCGGAAUGGCGGCGCAUGAUAGAGCGCCGUUCGCUUGUGGACGAGGCUCAGAGGCGGCAGCGGAAGCGGGAUCGCGCUGCGGCUGCUUCGGCCCAGCGCGCGGAGCAGGGCGAUAGUGGGCUGGCCAAUGACGGGGCAUCGGAGAUCGACAUGAUGGAUACCGACGACGAAAACGGAGCGCCACCCGGCUCAGCGACGGUCGGCGUGCCCGCGGAAGACUCGGACGAAGACGACGAUAAGCCGCUCGGUCUUCUUACUGCCCAAGCGCAACAGCAGCAGGCCGCCGCCGCCGCUGCUGCUGCUGCUGUCCUUCCAGCGAAGCAGGACGACGGCGUGCGUCUGCACUUUCAGGGUCUCCAGGCCGGUUCGGACUCGGCUGCGCAGAGCGACAAGGGAUGGGGCGGCGUCGAGCGAGGGCGCAGGAUGGCCUUCACCUACGUCCAGAUGCUGCGUGCAGAGGGGUUGAUCUGA